AUGGCGGGUGUUGUUCCAACCGAAAUGUCCGCCAAUAGUCCAAGACGUACCGCCCAAUUUGCACGCAAUGCACAAGGUGGAGCAAAUACGGAGAUGAAGACCGGAAUCCUUCAACUUGUUUAUGCAAAUCCAUUCACCGGAAUGGAUCAUGAGGAUCCUUUCGCACAUCUCACCAAAUUUUAUGAGAUUGCGGGUUCAACGGGAGUCGAUGCGGCGAAUGAAGAAUCAUUGUUCAAGAGACUAUUUCCACACUCAUUAAUUGGGAAAGCCAAAGAAUGGCAACCUCCACCUCACAAUAAUCCGUACCAAAGAAACAACCAAGGAUUUCAACCCUCAAGAUUCAACAAUCAACACUAUCAACAUCAAAGUCCUUAUCAAAGCCCAAACCCUCAAGUCCAAGGUCAACAAUCUCAAGGUGGGAGCUCAAAAUUGGAAGACACUCUUACACAAUUCAUGCAAGCAUCCAUGGCUAACCAAAGGAGCAAUGAAGCGGCCAUAAAGAACUUAGAAACUCAAGUGGGUCAACUUGCAAAGCAAUUGUCCGAACAACAACCGGGAUCUUCUUUUCCCGCCAGCACUCAAACAAAUCCAAGGGAGCAUUGCAAAGCCAUUGUGACAAGAAGUGGUAAAGAGAUAAAUGGUGGAAUAGAUGGAGGUGUUAUAGUGGAAGAUGAUGAGGAAAUAAUAGUUGAAAACCAAAAGGGUGAGGUGGUAGUUGAAGAUGAGGGAGAAAAGAGUGAGGAGAAAGUGGAGGAAGAAUUAGUUGAAAAAGAGCGGAAAGAAAAAGAAGGAAGAGAGAAAAAUGACAAAAAAGUGAAGAGGAAUAAAAAGAGAAAUGAGAAUAAAAAGAAGUACACGGAUGAAGAGACAGUUGUGCUUGAUGCUCAUUAUAGUGCAAUUAUUCAAAAAACUCCCCCAAGAAAGGAAGCCGAUCCGGGACGAGUCAUUUUACCGAUCACCAUUGGAGGUAACUACAUUAGUAAUGGUUUGGUUGAUUUGGGGUCUAGCAUCAAUUUAAUACCUUUAUCCGUUGUCAAGAGAUUGGGGAACAUUGAGAUGAAACACACCAGGAUAACUUUGCAACUAGCCGAUAAGUCUAUCAUUUCACCAUAUGGAGUUGUACAAGACAUGCUAGUAAAGGUUGACAAAUUUUUGUUCCCGGUUGAUUUUGUGGUAGUCGACAUGGAGGAGGAUUGUGAUGUUCCAUUAAUACUUGGAAGACCAUUCAUGAAGACCACCCGAAUGAUGAUUGAUAUCGAUGAUGGGAUUAUGAAAGUAAGGGUGCAAGAUAAAGAGGUAAUUUUUACUCUUUUUGAGUCUACGAAGCCUCCUAAGGAUGAACAUGACAACUUUCGAAUCGAUGAUGAAAAAGGAGAAAUCAUUGAGGUGGCGAAUCAAUUUCACAAGGACAAGGAGAAGGCAAAUCAUGAGGGAAAGACUCAUCACAAAAACUUUGAAGUUGGACAAAUGGUGUUAGUGUGCAAUUCAAGACUCAAGGUGUUUCCUAGUAAAUUAAAGUCAAAGUGGUCGGGGCCAUUUGUUGUGAGAGAGGUGAGAAAUUAUGGAUCCAUUGUGGUGGAGGACCCUAAAACACAAGAAAGCUGGACUGUAAAUGAACAAAGAAUCAAAGGAUACCACGAUGGAUAA
This is a messenger RNA of Vicia villosa (hairy vetch), 1647 nucleotides long. RefSeq lists its product as uncharacterized. The transcript is spliced from 3 exons. NCBI's taxonomy places the organism in Eukaryota, Viridiplantae, Streptophyta, Magnoliopsida, Fabales, Fabaceae. The record is from RefSeq and is a predicted model, not a curated record. The coding region runs from base 1 to 1647 and encodes 548 amino acids.